AUGACGCUGCCCCUCCUGCUCUGGGCCGUGCUGCUGCUGCUCGACACAGUCCCCGGGCCGGGCCCCCGGCCUGCAGCAGGUGCCGGGGGGAGCUGCUCCCACCGCUGUGGAGACCAGGAUGGGCUGUGCUCCUGCCACCCGACCUGCUCCGGCCUGAGCUCCUGCUGCUUGGACUUUUGGGACUUCUGCCUAGAAGUCUCACCCUACUCGGGCUCCAUGAUGGGCGGCAAGGACUUCGUAGUGCAGCACCUCAGCUGGUUCAACCCCACCGAUGGCGUGAUCUGCAGGUUUAAGGAGAGCAUCCAGACCCUCGGGCAUGUGGACUCCUCUGGACGUGUGCACUGUGUGUCCCCCUUGCUCUAUGAGACGGGCCGCAUCCCCUUCACGCUCUCCAUGGACAAUGGUCGCUCCUUUCCGCGCUCGGGGACCUGGCUAGCCGUGCACCCCAGCAAGGUGUCGGAGACGGAGAAGAGCGAGCUGGUGAACGAGACCCACUGGCAGUACUAUGGCACCACUGGCAUCACGGGCAACCUCACCGUGACCUGGGAGCCCUCGGCUCUGUCCACGCAGUCUGUCACCAUCGAGCUCUGGGGUUAUGAGGAGACAGGGAAGCCCUAUUCAGAUAAGUGGGCAGCAAAGUGGUCGUACCUGUACCCCCUGGCCACAAGCAUCCCCAACUCUGGCUUCUUCACCUUCACUCCGAAACCCGCACCUCCGACCUAUCGGAAAUGGGAAGUGGGUGCACUUCGGAUCAUCAACAGCAAAUACUACGCAGGGGAGAAGGACGUGCAGGCGCUCUGGAGCAGCGAGCACGCGCUGGCCUGGCACCUGGGUGAGGACUUCCGGGCGGACCCUGAGGCCUGGGCCCGGGCUCAGUGCCUGGCCUGGGAAGAGCUGGAGGACCAACUGCCCAACUUCCUGCAGGAGCUGCCUGACUGCCCCUGCACCCUGGCUCAGGCCCGGGCUGACUCGGGCCGCUUCCACACGGACUAUGGCUGUGACAUUGAGCGCGGCAGCGUGUGCACCUACCACCCCGGGGCCGUGCACUGUGUGCGCUCCGUGCAAGCCAGCCCCCAGUACGCCUCCGGCCAGCAGUGCUGCUACACAGAGGCCGGCACGCUGCUCCUGACGGCCGACUCAACCGGGGGCAGCACCCCGGACCGCGGCCACGACUGGGGCGCGCCCCCGUUCCGCACACCGCCCCGUGUGCCUGGCCUCUCGCAUUGGCUCUACGAUGUCGUCAGCUUCUACCACUGCUGCCUCUGGGCGCCCGAGUGCUCCCGGUACAUGCGGCGGCGGCCCUCCAGUGACUGUCGCAACUACCGGCCGUCGCGCCUAGCCUCCGCUUUUGGGGACCCACACUUUGUCACCUUCGACGGUGCCAACUUCUCGUUCAACGGGCGUGGCGAGUACGUGCUGCUGGAGGCCACGCUGACCAACUUGAGGGUGCAGGGGCGGGCCCAGCCCCGGACGACUUCAGAGGGCCCGCAGGACCGGGGCACGGGGCUGGUGGCCGUGGCUGUGCAGGAGGGCAACUCCGACGUGGUGGAGGUCCGGCUGACUGGCGAGGGGCGGGUCCUGCAGGUGCUGCUGAACCAGGAGGUGCUCAGAUUCACCGAGCAGAGCUGGAUGGACCUGAAGGGUAUGUUCCUGUCCGUAGCUGCCCAGGACAGCGUAUCCAUCAUGCUGUCAUCAGGUGCUGGCCUGGAGGUCAGCAUCCAGGGUCCAUUCCUGAGUGUGACUGUCCUCCUGCCUGAGAAGUUCCUUACCCACACACAAGGCCUUCUGGGGACACUGAAUGAUGACCCCACCGAUGACUUCACCCUGCGCAAUGGGAAGGUCUUGCCCCACAAGGCCACUUCCCGUGAGCUCUUCCACUUUGGGGCCGACUGGGCCGUGGAGAAUGCCUCAUCUCUGCUCACCUAUGACUCCUGGGUCCUGGUCAACAACUUCCUGUAUCAGUCCAAGCAUGACUACAGCUUUCAGCCCCUGUUCCCCGAGGAGACCGUCCCCGACCCCAGUCAGGCCACUGAGGCAGCUGAAUUGUGUGGAGACAACGAUUUCUGCAUGUUCGACGUGAUGGCCACUGGGAACCUGAGUGUGGGCAAUGCUACGCGGAUGGCCCACCAGUGGCACCAGCAUCGCGUGCAGAGCCUACAGCCUGUGACGUCCUGCGGCUGGCUGGCUCCGCCCCCCAAUGGGCGCAAGGAGGGUAUCAGGUACCUGUUGGGCUCCACCGUCUCCUUCCACUGCGACAGCGGCUAUAGCCUGUUUGGGGCGGAGGCCAGCACCUGCCAGGCUGAUGGCACCUGGUCCAGGCCCACCCCCAUGUGCCAGCCAGCGCGGAGCUACACGGUGCUGCUGAGCAUCAUCUUCGGAGGCCUGGCAGUGGUGGCUCUGGUCGCGCUCAUCUAUGUGCUGCUGCGUCACAGGAAGCGCAACGUGGCCAGCUGGGGUUCGCAGCCCUGAAGGGAGCGCCUUUGGCCAACAGCAAGAGGCACACGGGGCCACCCCGGAGAACAUGCACCCCGACACUUCGAUCCCCAAAUCCCUAGCACCAUUUACUGGGAUCUGGACACCUGAUAACCUGAGCCUUUAAUGUCCGUGCACCCCAGACCUGGUGCCCUGCUCUGUCUCCUCAGACCUGGACCACCUGGCUCUAGCCGUGCAGCUCCCGAGAGGCAUCUGGUCCUCUAGUCCCCGUGUAGUCUCAGCUCCAAUUCCCCAGACUCCAUACCCGUGAAUUCUAACGCCUCUCUCCGGAGACCCCAACACUCGGGGGCACCUGAAACGCAAAUGCUAUACCUCAGAUCCCAUGUCGGAUACCUGCGAGCCUGAUCCACUGGUCCCCAGUGCCCCAGCACGGGAGCCCGAACACCCAGCUGCCUCGAUUGCCGGACUUGGCCCGGCCUGAGUGGGAGAGGCCUCCGGACCCCAGCGUGGAGGGUCACUCUCUGAGCUCCAGGCUUGUAAUUCUAACCCUGCUGGAAUGUCACUUCUCUAACUCUACUGGAAUGGCACUUCUAACUAACUCUACUGGAAUGGCACUUGAAAUACCCUUCCUUGUCCACCCAGAGAAAACAAGCCCGU
Messenger RNA from Callorhinus ursinus (northern fur seal), 3090 nucleotides. RefSeq names its product sushi domain containing 2 (gene SUSD2). NCBI's taxonomy places the organism in Eukaryota, Metazoa, Chordata, Mammalia, Carnivora, Otariidae. The record is from RefSeq and is a predicted model, not a curated record.